AUGAGUAAAAACGAAAUCAGUCUUGUAGUAUUAGCUGACUUUUUGAAAGCCUUUGAUACUGUUCAAUAUGAAACUACAAUGAGGAAACUCAACCAAAUCGGUUUUUCCAAAGAGUUUGUUGAACUAAUUUUGAGUUACUUGUGUGGCAGAAAACAAAUUGUGCGAAUUAAUGAUAAGACCUCUGAAUUUUGUAACGUCACAUCUGGUGUGCCGCAAGGGUCAAUAUUAGGCCCUGUUAUUUUCAAUUUAUACGUCACUGACCUGGAAAUGAAUUUGACAAUGAGUACGUUACAGUAUGCUGACGACACCACUUUGUUUACGUCCACAAAAUUAAAUAAUCUUGCGAAGGCAAAGGAACAAAUAAACGGAGAUAUAAGUCAACUUCAAAGAUGGUCUACAAAUAACAAUCUUGUUCUGAACAAGGAAAAAACAAAGUUAAUGGUGUUUUCAACAUCACAAAUGUCAAAACGACACAAUCUUAACGACCUCGAUUGUACUGAUAUCAAACUGGAUGACUUCCAGAUUGAAAGAGUUCCAACAUGGUCUGUAUUGGGUGUUAAAUUAGAUGAACACCUAAGUUGGAAUGAUCAUGUACAGAGUGUAGUAUCGUGUUGUCAUGGCAUCUUAUCUAUAUUACGUAAACUAAAACGCAUGGCACCAUUUAAGUUACGAAAACAAUUAGCUGAAAUGCUAGUCUUGUCAAAAUUAGACUUUAACGACACUGUUUAUAUUCCAUUAACAGCCAUCCAAAUUCGAAAGCUGCAUAAAGUGAUGAUAUGUGCAGCCAGCUUUGUAUGGAAUAAGUACAGCCAUACUGAAGAUAUAACACGUUUAGGUUGGUUACCUAUUAAACAAAGACGAGAAUGGCAUUUGAUGAUCACAGCCUUUAAAAGUGUUCAUCAGAAUAAUUGGCCAAAGUAUUUGAAAAAUGAAAUUGUUGUUCACAAAAGAACUCUUCGAAAUGCUGACGAAAUUCGAUUAAAGACAUCACUUCGCAAAAACACUUUCGAAGAUAACACCCCAACAGAUCUUUUGAAUUUUGUUGACGAAAAUGAGCAAUUAAGCAUCACUCGUAGCGGGAUAUCCGAAAACAACCUACAUUCCACACCAAAUGUAAAAUGCAAACAAAAAUCGUGUGUAUUUGUUCCAAUGGAUGAGGGAUUUGAACAAAUGAAAAUACUAUUUCAAAAUCAUUUCGACAUGGAAAUACUUCAGUAUAAUCUAUUUCAAAAAAACAUCAAGCGAUUUAUAAAUACAAACAAAAAAUGGAGCAGAAAUAAUGCAAGAAACAAAAACCAAUACUAUAGUUUUUUCUCUCCUACUAAUUAG
This is a messenger RNA of Hydractinia symbiolongicarpus, 1329 nucleotides long. RefSeq lists its product as uncharacterized. Bases 1 to 1329 code for a protein of 442 amino acids. The transcript has 2 exons. NCBI's taxonomy places the organism in Eukaryota, Metazoa, Cnidaria, Hydrozoa, Anthoathecata, Hydractiniidae. The record is from RefSeq and is a predicted model, not a curated record.